Rosa chinensis is the source of this 1338-nucleotide messenger RNA. Its product is annotated as serine/threonine-protein kinase STY46. Gene Ontology annotation, molecular function: ATP binding; protein kinase activity. Bases 1 to 1338 code for a protein of 445 amino acids. The transcript is spliced from 5 exons. Lineage: Eukaryota; Viridiplantae; Streptophyta; Magnoliopsida; Rosales; Rosaceae. Gene Ontology annotation, biological process: protein phosphorylation. The record is from RefSeq and is a predicted model, not a curated record.
AUGAACAAAUUUCAAGGGAUAUUUCAGAAGAAAAAGGGGUCUCCAACGGCGUUGCCGAGAAUUGAUCCUAGCGCAGCGAAGCAAGUAACGCCUACUCAUUACACGCCGGCCACUGUGGCAGCUGUGGAGCCGCACGGUUGUUGUCGAGAUUCGGUCAACGUUUUUUCGAUGAGCCAGUCUACCAAGAAGUUGGAACAGCAGGUGGCAGAACUGGAAAAGAAAUUAGCAAAGGAGAAAGAGCUUCGGAUGAUGUACAUAAAGAAAUUGGAAAGAACACAAGAUUAUUUGAGGUAUUGUCUACAAGUAGCCCAAGAAAAUGGGUUUUUGGACCUUGUACUCCAUAACAAAGAUCAUGCCGACACUGUUAACAAUGCCACUGGUAAUACCAGUCCUCAAUUGCCAACUACUCCUCUGCACCAGCACCACCCACCUUCUGAUCUAGAUGCUCUCAUCGAUCAAGCCAAGCUAAAUGGAUGGUUCAUAAAUACAGAUGAGAUUGAAUUUGAAGAGAAGAUAGGGCAGGGGAGCACAGCACAGAUAUACAAAGCAACAUGGCAUGGACUUGAUGUCGCGGUGAAAUGCAUAGAACCUGAAUUCUUUGAAUCAAACGAGAAUGGUGUCUCAUUUUUCGCUCAAGAGCUCGAUACGUUAUGUAGGCAGCGUCAUCGGUACGUGCUUCAUCUAAUGGGGGCGUGCCUUGAUCCUCCUAACUAUGCUUGGGUGGUGACCGAGUUCUUGAGCUCGACAUUGAAAGAGUGGCUGCACGGCCCUGGAAAUAGGCAAAAAGAGAGGAUGAUUGAGCUUCCUCCAUUGGAAGAGAGGGUGGCCAGGGCAUUGGAGAUCGCUCAGGCCAUGCAGUAUCUCCACGAACAAAAGCCUAAGGUUCUUCAUCGCGACCUAAAGCCUAGCAACAUCUUUUUGGAUGACGCUGGUCACGUAAGAGUUGCAGAUUUUGGUCACGCUCGGUUCUUGAGUGAUGAGGAGAUGGCACUAACAGGGGAAACAGGUAAGGGAGAUGGAACAUAUGUGUACAUGGCGCCAGAGGUGAUCCAAUGCGAGCCUUACAAUGAGAAAUGUGAUGUAUACAGCUUCGGGAUUAUACUCAAUGAGAUUAUAACUGGAAAUUAUCCAUAUAUUGAGACAGAUUAUGGUCCUACUAUGAUUGCCAUGGAAGUUGUGGAGGGUAAACUGAGGCCAAGACUUCCCGAUGACAACGAUGGCCAACUUGGGGAGCUAAUUGAGCUGAUUUGCCUUUCAUGGGACGGAGAUGCUUCUAUUAGACCAUCCUUUGCCACCAUCACUUGCAAUCUGAAGAAGCUCCAGAACAGAAUACUAUAG